AUCCGACAAAUCCCACAAACACCAAAAGAGUCCGACCCAUAUCUGAUUUCUUACGAACGUGUGUUGCUUUUUUUCUCAAACCCCAUUUCUUGUGCUACACUCCAAAUUCCAAUGAAACCCAUCAAACCCCAAAAUUUUCCCAUUCCACCCAAUUCAUUUUCAUCUCAAAGUUUCCCCCCAUUUUCCUGGGCAAACAGACAAAAUUCAUCUGUCCAACACCACUUCUACAAUCAACCUCACUCACCCGUUUCCAUGGAACCACCUUUAAAUCCUUUCUUUCCAUUUCCGUUUGAUCUGAAAACAGGAUUCUCUAUCCUUUUGUGCAAACCCCUUGUCAAGAUUUGAUCAGAUAGCUCAGAAUCCAUCAAUCUGUAAGCAAGUUUUUCUUACCCAACUUCAGAAUCCAGAUGGGUCUUUUCUGAUUGUGAUAAUUAAUAUGUGAAGAGGGAGGGAAAAAAAAAUGAAGCAAUGUGAUGAUGAUUCUUGUUGCUGUUUUUCUGUCUUCUGGAUUUGAACUUUGAACCGCACUUUCGGUUGUAUAAUGAUUUUCCCCACAUUUUGAUUUCGAAUUUGGGGUCCCCAAAAGGUAAGAGAUGAUGAUAAUCCUGCAAAUUAAUACCAACGAAAAGGAAACUUUAUAGCUUUAUGUGAUUUUCUUGGAAUUUUUGGCCUGCCAACAAGUCAUUAUUGUUGUUGUUUGUUCAGCCUCUGCUCAUAGCUUAAAAUUUCCAUUGAUUGAUCUGUGCUUUUCACUUUAGUAUUCUGGUAGAAUGGAAUCUCUAUGUUCUGUUUCUUUCUCUCUCUGUGCUGGAUAUACCUCAGUGAGUAUUCGAUACUUUUUUCCCCUAUAAGGUUUCUUAGAUGAAUGCUCCAAAUGCUAAUACUUUUCCAUUGUGAUUUGAAAGCUUGAAUAAUUGUGCCCAAAUGGACCCAAAUGACAUUAAAUAUUUGUCCUUGGUGACUAUACAUGAAAGGAAAGAAUAAAUAUAGAUUAAAGCUACUUUAUUCAUAUUCCUCUCUAAUAUUCCCAAGAAAUGAACCGAACCAGAAUCGUGAGAAAUUGCUGUCUACAGGCCAGAGUUAUGAAUAAGCUUGUUUUCAAACCAACUUUCUCUUUCUCUUCUUAUUAAGAACUACCUAGCUUUUCUGCCUGACAAGUCAAGUAUGCUCAAGCAAUAAAGAUUGAGAAGGUUAUUGAAGAAGCUCUAAACUGUAAGCCCUUUUUACUGGUGCAUUUCAGGCAUUUUAUGUCUUCUUUUCUUCCUAUAUUUCCCCAAAAUUGCCUGCCUCAUGGUCUGUGAGCCACUUUCGUAUACCGUUAUUGUCUGAUUUUCGUUAAGAUCACCCCCUCUUUGUUCUUUGAAGCACAUGACCAGUUGCCUCCGGAAUUUGACAUCGUUCAAAUAAUUAUAGGUCUAGAUAAACAUGAGAGAAAUGGCAAAUAAUGGUAUGGAUUUUCAAGUAGAAACAGAUUCACUUCUUGGACUGAGUGAAUCUGGAAAACUUAUUUCGAGUUCUCCACAAGUUUUGUCAAUUCUUUCCUCUGUUUUCGAGAAGUUGAUUCAGAAAAAUGAAAAGCUAUUGAAAAGACUCAAAAAGAAAGACAGUGUUACAAUUUUCCACAGUUCCCGAGCUCCUACCAUGGGCAUUGGACAAUAUAUCGAUCGCAUCUUGAAGUACACGUGUUGUGGAACUGCUUGCUUAGUUGUUGCCUACAUAUACAUUGAAAGGUAUCUUCAAAAAACGGAUGUUUACCUAACUUCUUUGAAUGUCCACCGCCUUCUGAUCACCAGCAUCAUGGUUGCAGCAAAGUUUAUCGAUGCCGGGUGCUAUAACAAUACUUUUUAUGCCAAAGUAGGAGGACUUCAAAAGGAAGUUCUUGGGGCAGAGAAUCAAGUCGAACGUCGACCCGGUAACAAAGCUCGAACUAAAUGUUUGCCUCAAAUUACAGGCUAUACUUGCAGUGCCAUUUAAACACUCCCAAGGAAAUCUCCCUUUCUUGAAUUUCAUGGUUAGUUUAGUGUUUCAAAAUCUGGAGUUGUAUGGAAUAUUAUAUAUUAUAAAGCUUCAAUUCUUAGACUAAAUCCAGAAAGUAAAAAGAUUGUAGCAGGAAGAGGAUGGGAUUGUAGAGAUUCAAUGAAAAAUGUUUCCAAUGCAUUGGAAAUUUUUUAUAAUUCAAUCAUGAUUGUUAGAUGGAUUCUUCAAA
This is a messenger RNA of Cucumis sativus (cucumber), 2206 nucleotides long. RefSeq names its product cyclin-P3-1. Lineage: Eukaryota; Viridiplantae; Streptophyta; Magnoliopsida; Cucurbitales; Cucurbitaceae. The coding region runs from base 1426 to 1974 and encodes 182 amino acids. The transcript is spliced from 4 exons. The record is from RefSeq and is a predicted model, not a curated record. Gene Ontology annotation, biological process: regulation of cyclin-dependent protein serine/threonine kinase activity. Gene Ontology annotation, molecular function: protein kinase binding.